Messenger RNA from Penaeus indicus, 3727 nucleotides. RefSeq names its product protein HIRA-like (gene Hira). Gene Ontology annotation, molecular function: nucleosome binding; protein binding. NCBI's taxonomy places the organism in Eukaryota, Metazoa, Arthropoda, Malacostraca, Decapoda, Penaeidae. The record is from RefSeq and is a predicted model, not a curated record. Gene Ontology annotation, biological process: chromatin remodeling; regulation of DNA-templated transcription; DNA-templated transcription. The transcript is spliced from 18 exons. Gene Ontology annotation, cellular component: chromatin; nucleus; HIR complex. Bases 117 to 3026 code for a protein of 969 amino acids.
ACAAAGAUGGCGGAGGAAGCGUCUUAGCGAUUUAGGCGGCGUUUGAAUAAUGUCUUUGUGUGCUUGGAGAGAGACAGAACAAGUAUUUUGUUUGUUCUGAAGAGGCUGGAGAUACCAUGAAGCUCCUAAAACCGCCUUGGAUCAACCAUGAUGGUGACAAAGCAAUCUUCAGUGUUGAUCUGCAUCCUGAUGGUUCAAGAUUUGCGACAGGUGGACAAGGACAGGAUUCCUCUGGAAGGGUUGUGGUGUGGAACCUGAAACCAGUUGCUCAAGAGAAAUAUGAGGAUGAUGAGAAGGUACCGAAGUUGUUGUGUAUGCUAGACCAGCACUUGGGAUGUGUGAAUUGUGUGAGGUGGUCUCAGAGUGGCCGUUUCUUGGCUUCAGCUGGAGACGAUAAAGUUAUUAUCAUCUGGCAGCAGAGCAGUUAUGGAGGUGGAGCUGUAUUUGGUUCAAAUGUUGUGAAUGUUGAAUCCUGGCGAAGUGUCACAACACUAAGAGGCCACAACGGAGAUAUCCUGGAUGUGGCUUGGUCUCCGGGGGAUGUUUGGCUAGCAUCUGCCUCAGUAGACAAUAAUGUUAUUGUAUGGAAUACUGCAAAAUGGCCAGAACAAGUGCAGAUUCUUCGUGGGCAUACAGGAUUGGUGAAAGGUGUUACCUGGGAUCCUCUUGGUCGUUACUUAGCAUCCCAGGCAGAUGAUAAAAGUCUGCGGAUAUGGCGAACAACUGACUGGACCAUAGAAGAAAAAAUAAUAGACCCUUUCAUUGAGUGUGGUGGCACAACAACAGUCCUUCGGCCAAGCUGGUCACCCGAUGGUCAGUAUCUGGUGUCCGCACAUGCAAUGAACAACGGAGGUCCUACUGCACGGAUUGUGGAAAGAGAUGGAUGGAACACUGACAAGGAUUUUGUUGGCCAUCGUAAACCCAUCACUUGCGUGAGGUUUAAUCCAAAUAUCUUGGAGAAAGCUGAUCCAAAGACAGGGAAGUCUGUGCAGUACUGUUGUGUGGCAAUUGGCUCCAGGGAUCGCUCAAUCUCCAUUUGGUUCACGUCAUUGAAGAGACCUUUGGUGGUGAUUCAUGACAUAUUUGAUGACUCUGUCCUGGAUCUUUCAUGGAGUAGUUGUGGCAAGUAUCUCAUGGCGGUGUCAAAAGAUGGUUCCUUGGCCUUCAUUAACUUCUCCUCGGAUGAGAUUGGCCGUCCACUUUGUGAGGAUGAAACUAAUAACCUUCACAUGAAGUUGUAUGGCAAAACAGUAUUGACAUCAGCUUCAUUAGCCAACCCAACCAUCAUUGAGAAUCCAGAGUUCCUUCGUUUACGGGAGGAAGAAAAGGAGAAAGCAAAAGAAGCAAACAGUGAACAGAGUAGACGGCCAGCGCCCCCCACCCCACAGAGAGCACCAAUCAACAAACAGAUUGAGACGAGGACAGCAGACGGGAAAAGAAGAAUCACACCAAUGUUUAUUCCUCCAGCAGAAGGUUGCAGGACUGAAAAUCCAAACAAAUCUUACGAAGCCAGCUUUUCAUCCAGUCAACAAGAGAAGAGCAAGAUUGUGGUUGAGAAGGUGGAUGGCGUAGUCGAGCCCAACGUCACCAGUCGACCCCCUCUGGCUUUCAAUUCAAACACUAGCACAUCCCCCAGUAAGGGAGCAUCGGCUCCUCUCCCUGCGGAAUUCAAUGGGGUUCCUGCAGGUCUGCCAGCUAGAUUUGAGAAAUCGACCAAUGGUUCAGAAAAACAUAUGGAUGGACAGAUCACAACAAUCUCAACUAAGCGCAAGCACGAAGAUGCCCAGCCAAUUAUGCCCAAGCGGAAACGUGGCAGACCUCCCUUGUAUGAAAGAGCCACAGCUCCACCGCCAAAUCGUGUUCCCACUCCGCCUCCUGCACAGCCAGUGGUAUCCUCAAGACCGCAGGCUGUUGCACAUACACAGGGAGAGCCUUUAAAUGUUCUACCCGAAGCAUCACUCUCUAAGUCAGCUAGAGUUCAGAUUCCCGGAGAGAAUUCAACAGACGGCCCUCCUCCACUUCUGAUUGUAGAAAAUGAUUAUCGAAUUGGAAAUCGUGUUGGUAUGGGUGGUCGUACACCAAGUCUGCACAGAGUUAGCAGAACACAGCAAAAUGUUGUGAGUUGGGUAGCUUACCUUACAUCACAAGUCACUGCAGUUGUAGCUACCACAGAUGCUGCUGCACUGACCUGUCAGGACAAAUCGCUUCACAUUUUUUAUAUAAAGACAGGGGAAAUGAUGUUACCCCCAGUGCAGCUUCAAGGAAAGGCAUCACAGCUUUUUGUCCAUGAGAACUGCUUGAUGGUUAUUACAACUGAAGCUACCCUUACAAUCUGGGACAUCAACAAGAAGAAGCGAAUUCUCUCAGAGACCAUUCGACAUUUAGUCGAAGGACGUAAUGGAGGAGUGAAGGCUGUCCAGCUCACUGCUGAAGGCACGCCAGUUGUACUGCUCGCAUCAGGAGAAGCCUUCACCAGAUGCCAUGACCUGGAGGCUUGGCUUUUGUUAGGUGAUUCUGCCAGUGUACGGCGAGUCCUGCAGCCAGAGUACACAAUGUUGCCUCCUUGUCAUCAGAGUGAAUAUAAAGCAAGACCUCUUGCCAGCCUCUUGCAUCAGACUGCUGCCUAUUCUGGUUCUUCAAGAGUGACAAGACCUCUGAUCCCAGAUGAUGCCAAGCAGAACUUGACUGAGGUCUUCAUCAACCGUAUGCUGACAUCUGCACAGUAUCUCAGAGCAGCCCAGGAUUACAAAUUUUGGUUGAAACGGAAAAUUCAGUUCUUCAUAAAAGAGGGGCUUGAAAAGAAAUUGCGAGAUGUGUUUGAUGACCUCCUGGGGCCGAGACAUAGUGGAUCUAUGGACAAUCAAGAUCAAAAUGGAUGGAUUCCCAAGAUCAUGGACUUUGAUAAGAAGAGUCUACUCGAAGAGUUCCUUCGAGAGAUCCUGCUGGCCGAGAACUCCUUGCAGCUACAGAGGCUGUAUUCUGAGUAUAAGGAACAACUGGAGGGCAACCUUAUAGACACUAUUUAAUGUAGUACAUUUGGGCAUACAAUUUUAAUAUAAUACUGAUAUUUCUGGAAGUACUGGAAUCUUUAUCUCAUGACCAAUAUCUUGAAUUUAGAUGCUAUUUCUGCUUAUAUGUCUUUAGUUGAAUUUUAGCUGUGGAUUUUGGCAUUAUGAGUUGUAGAAAGAAAUGAAGGCUGACUUUUUUAUCAGUAUCAUGACAAAUGUGAAAUUGAUCUUCCUGAAUAAUUGAGAACCCAGAAUCAUGACAUAAACUUGAGGUAAUUAGAUAAAUAACCACGUGUGAAGUCAACCUCAUUAACUCUACUCCUUUUUCAAAACAGUCCCUGCCUUUUGUAUUAAUAUCGUAUUUUAGGGUUUUGUGCAUAGUGUCCACAUGUGAUGAUAUUAAUAAUAAGACUGGCGAUUAGAAAGUAGCCAUUGCUAUAUAAUAUACAUAUUUAAAACUAGUAAAGAACAUGAACUAGCAAUAAGCCAGCUUAGUUCAUGUCUUACUCUAUUAUGCAUAUGUAUAACUAUAAUUGAUGUUAUUCAAGACAAAGAUCACUGCCAGUGACAUCUCUUGCCUUAAACAAGUUUUUAAACUCAAUAAUACUGGCUUUGUUUAUAUUGAGCCAGAUAUUAUAAGGUUGGCUCCGACUACUCAACUGCCAGAAGAAUUGUUUCCACUCACUGCCAGAUCAUACAUAUAUAUAUAUAUAUACAUA